This is a messenger RNA of Peronospora matthiolae, 7272 nucleotides long. NCBI's taxonomy places the organism in Eukaryota, Oomycota, Peronosporomycetes, Peronosporales, Peronosporaceae. The record is from the annotation of a GenBank genome assembly.
AUGGUCGCUGGAAAUCAAUCGAAUGGCAAAAGCAACGCGCGCAAUCCGUACAGUCGCGGCGGUGGCUCCGCCUGGGCGCGCAACUCGCAAGGCGCACGCGCUAACGCCGUUCGCUCACGUCCUGGCCGCGGCAUGACGGAGGCUAAAGCAUACGCGCUGAAGAAAGGCGACGAGCUGGACAGCAAAUUUGGCUUCAAGUUGCUGCCCGAGUUGCUCGAACAAGAAAAGGAAACGCUAAAGGAAACAUCAACCAGCAACAUUUCCGUUUCCUCUUCUAUAUCAGAUUCCGGUGACCGCGCCAAGCUCGGCUGGCUCUUGAACCUACGCGCCUGUACACUCGCAGAUCCUCUCGACGGCAAGCGCGAAGUCAGUGGCCUCGAGCUGUACUUUCUCGAGCAAGACGGCAAGGCGUUCAAGACGCGGAUCGUCUAUGCGCCAUAUUUCUACGUCCGACCGGAAACCAACCGGUCGCAAGAAGUCCUUGCGUACUGUCUCAGACGCUUUGACGGGCUCGUCAGUAAAGCCGAGCGCGUGUUUCGAGCCGAUCUGGACCUGCCGGACCAUCUCCAUGGCCACAAAAAGGCGCUCUACGUCAAGCUCAGCUUUGCAACCGUCACGGGCUUGAUGAUGGUCAAGCGCGACCUCGCGCCGCUCAUUGCAAGGAAUCAGGAGCGACUGCACGCGCGUCAGGCGUACGAGCUGCAGGGCCGACAGACGAAAGAGCACGUGACCGAAGACGAUCUGGCGUUCUUUGGCGCAGACGGGACUGGUGCAGCCACUGGCACUUCCACAGCUGCAGCGGAUGAGAGCGAGAGUUCGUUGCUGGAGUUGCGCGAGUACGACGUCCCGUACGCGAUGAGAGCGGCUAUUGAUCUGGACAUUCGCGUCGGUGCGUGGUACCUCGUGGAUUACGACCCAACGGCGCCUUACGCGCCUUCCGAUGUGAAGCGCCAGAAGGAGAUGGUGGAGAAAGCGGAGCCUGUGGUUUGUGCCUUUGAUAUCGAGUGUACGAAAGCGCCGUUGAAGUUCCCAGACGCGCAAGUGGACCAGAUCUAUAUGAUUUCGUACAUGAUUGACAGACAGGGCUAUUUGAUUGUCAACCGCGAGUUUGUGUCGGAAGAGAUCCAGGAUUUCGAGUACACACCGAAAGAGGCGUACCCUGGCCCUUUUAUGGUCUUUAACGAAGAGAACGAGGAGCAGUUACUCAAGCGGUUCUUUGAACACGUGAUCGAAGAGCAACCGCAUAUUUUUGUGACGUACAACGGCGACUUUUUUGACUGGCCGUUCAUUGACGCGCGGGCACAAGUGCAUGGGAUCAAUAUGGCGCAGGAAAUUGGCGUUUCGCUCGAUGAGCGGAGCGGAGAGUACCGUGGACGUUGCAGUGUGCACAUGGACGCGUUUUGCUGGGUGAAACGCGAUUCGUACUUGCCACAGGGGAGUCAGGGCUUGAAAGCCGUUACGAAGUAUAAGCUGGGGUACGACCCAGUGGAGGUAGACGCAGAAGAUAUGGUCGCUUUGGCCCGUGACGAGCCGCUGAAGAUGGCGUCGUAUUCGGUCUCUGAUGCUGUUGCAACUUUCUACCUUUACGAUAAGUACGUGCAUCUAUUCGUGUUCUCCCUGUGUACAAUCAUUCCUCUGGGAUCCGAAGAUGUACUGCGAAAAGGGUCUGGAACCCUCUGUGAAGCGCUGCUCAUGGUUGAAGCUUUUCAAGGCAACAUCAUUUGUCCGAACAAGCAGAGCUCGGCUACUGAAGAGAAGUUCUACAAGGGACACCUUGUAGAGAGCGAAACGUACGUUGGUGGUCAUGUGGAGUGUCUAGAAUCAGGUGUGUUUCGUGCAGACUUCUUGUACGAUUUUCAACUGGAACCUAGUGCAUUUCAGCAAUUGAUCGACAAUAUUGAUCGUGACCUCCGGUUUUCACUGGAGAUCGAAAUGAAUGUCUCGCUUGACCGUGUUGCCAAUUAUGAAGAGGUUCGAAAGAAUAUUGUAGAUUGUCUCGUUGCACUCCGCGAGCGACCGAAUCGGAAGGAACAGCCGCUGAUCUAUCAUUUGGAUGUAGCAGCUAUGUACCCAAACAUUAUCCUUACGAAUCGGUUGCAACCAUGUGCAAUCGUAAAUGAGGCGGACUGUGCAGCGUGUGCGUACAAUACUGAGUGCGGUCGUGCUGCCGUUAAGGAUAAGAGCUUAUCUUGUCAGCGUGAAAUGGACUGGGUAUGGCGGGGUGAUUUUUACCCUGCUACCCGACCUGAAUACUAUUCAAUCAAAACGCAAAUCGAAUACGAAAACUUCCCUCUCGAUAAAAAGGCAGGUACGGUCAACAGAGGUACAGCAGGCAGACCUAAUGUUGCUGAAAGUACGGUGCCUUUUGCUCAGCUUCCUGUUGACAAGCAAGAACUGCUAUUGAAACAACGAUUCAAGUCCUAUUGUUCCAGUGUGUACAAGAAAACCAAGGUGACGGAAGAACAAAAGCGAUCUGCGACUGUCUGCAUGCGCGAAAAUCCGUUCUAUGUGAAUACCGUGCGUGCAUUUCGAGACCGUCGCUACGAGUACAAGGGACUCACAAAGGUCUGGAAAAACAAAGUGUCUGAAGCUGCCGAUGCGAAUGACCUCCUGGCCAAGAUCGAUGCUCAAAACAAGUGCCUUGUGUACGACUCCCUUCAACUGGCGCAUAAGUGUAUUCUAAACUCAUUUUACGGCUAUGUCAUGCGCAAGGGCGCGCGGUGGCACUCUAUGGAGAUGGCCGGUAUCGUGACGCACACAGGCUCGAAUAUCAUUACUGGUGCCCGUGAGCUGGUGGACCGAAUCGGGCGCCCCUUGGAGCUUGACACCGAUGGUAUUUGGGCCAUCCUACCGAAGUCAUUUCCCGAAACUUUUGUAUUUAAGCUUAUGAAUGGCGGCUCUAAGAGCAUCUCGUAUCCAUGUGUAAUGUUGAAUGCUGACGUGCACGCCAAGUUUACGAACCCGCAAUAUCACGAGCUUGACCCGGCUACAGGAGAGUACAACACGCACAAGGAGUGUUCCAUUACUUUCGAAGUGGACGGCCCGUACAAAGCAAUGGUUAUCCCUGCUUCUACAGAAGAGGGGCGACUACUGAAAAAGCGUUAUGCAGUAUUUAACUUUGACCAUUCUCUUGCUGAACUCAAGGGCUUUGAGCUGAAGCGACGUGGUGAGCUACAGCUGAUCAAGGCGUUUCAGUCGCAGGUAUUUGAGUGCUUUCUUGACGGCGAUAGCCUGGAAGAGUGCUACGCUUCCGUCGCCAAGUGUGCGAAUCGUUGGCUUGAUGUGAUUGACACUCGAGGCAAAUCGAUGGAUGAUGGUGAGUUGCUAGCUUUAAUUACUGAAAAUAAAAGCAUGUCCGGCAAGCUGGAUGAGUACGAAGGACAGAAGUCUACAUCGAUUACCACAGCUCGGCGGCUAGGUGAAUUUUUGGGCGACGAGAUGGUCAAAGAUAAGGGUCUAAAUUGUAAAAUGAUUAUUGCUGCACGUCCGUAUGGUGAAAAGGUGACAGAGCGUGCUAUCCCCACCGCCAUCUUCGCUACGGAAGACGCAGUGAGGCGGCAUUUCCUGAGAAAAUGGUUGAAAGAUCCCCAGUUGCAAGAUUUUGAUAUUCGCUCGAUCCUUGACUGGGACUACUAUCGUACGCGUUUCGCAUCGACGGUGCAGAAGAUUAUUUCGCUUCCAGCUGCUUUUCAGAAUGUCAGGAACCCAGUGCCUCGCAUCGAGCUGCCAGACUGGAUGCGAAAACAGGUUCGCGAGAAGAAUGCCAAGCAUCAGCAGGGCAACAUGAAGCAGUUCUUCAAAGCUGCAGUUAGAGACACUGACAACGGGGACUGUGUUGCCCGGUUAAUUGAUAUGGAGGAUAUAGAGAGAACGAACAUACCUAAUCGAUCAAGGAGACCAUUCCCGCUACAGCGGAAGAAGAAGAGAAGUGACCGCGACGACAGCAGUAUCAGUCCGAUUAGAGAAAUCGAUAUCGACGGUGCGGAAGGCGUAGCUGUGGUGCCAGUAAAGCUGGGAGAAGUGCCAUUUACAAGUUGGCUGAAGAACAGGAAGAUUAUGUGGAAGACCAUGCUUGGGAAGCGGAGACGAGAGCGAGAAGAACGCAUGCGGAUGUUAGGCGGUGCCGAGGGGUAUGGCGUGUUGAACGGUAUUCGUGGGAGCACCAAACGUUUCCAGAGUGAAGCCACAAAUGCUCGCGCAGCAAAGGGCAAUGGCGUAGGUAUGGAAAACUUCGUCGUUAAUGCAACAAGUGCGCUACAGCGAGAGUAUUGGCAAAUUGUCGAGAUCCAGCAAGAGCAAGGCGGAAUGUUCACUUGCUGGGUUUUAACCGCGCAUUCGCAGAUGCUUCAGCGCAUUACGCUAAAAAUGCCUCACGUCUUUUACAUCACGUGCAAAGAGGCAGACAACGAAUACUUGCUGUCUUUGCUGCCGGGUUCGAGACGCGUAUCUCGAAUCGUACCUCAUUAUGUAUCCAAGCCUCAAUCGGUUUUGGAGGUGACACUGAGCGAGCGACAGUAUCAACAGUAUCAGAAGGAGAUUGGCCAGAUUCUUGGCGAUCCGCAUGUAGACGGUGUGUACGAGCUACAAGUGUCGACUUUGACGCGGGCCGUUUGUGCGCUGGGCUGCGUAGCUAAGGUUGUUAACCCGCAUUUAUUGUCCGACAACAACCAAGAGUACGAGCUUGGUGACCUGCAGUUCCAAUCUACGACUCAGGCGCCUUAUCUCCUGGAUCUUCAGUGCUCAUUCGGCACAGAUGGGGAGGCAUCAUCGCCGCCAACCUCGCUGAUGCGACGAGUGCUACUAUACUUCGCUCAGCAGAAAAAACGCGCUAUCUUGGGUUUAGUCGUGCUGAAAGAGGGCGAUGAUAAUGUUAAAGCACGGGCCAUAGAGAAUGGCGUCAGCGAGGGCGACGCAAUCGUUUGGUACGUCGACCCGUUUUCCAAUGUUAAGUCUCAGGGCUCAAAUCUGAACCGCUUCUUUGAUCAAUUACUCCGGGAGUCUCAAAAAGAAGGUGACGCUGCCACUAUCCGGAGCUGUUCCUUCAAGACACACGUUGUGAAGACUGCGCAAGAAGCCUUUUCGGGUGUGAACACCGCCCUUGCACGGCUGGCCUCAAACAAACAGCGUGCUCCUAAGCCGACAAUCGUAGUGGUGCAGACCUGCAUUUCGUCAAGCAAGCGACUACGUGAAAAAAUGCAGGGUCUUCACAGCUUUCCCAUUGCUAUACUUCCCUGGAACAAAGAAGACACGUUAUUCCCUGCCCUCACGUGGCGGAAGCUGAUGGGGGAAAAGAUGAUUACCCGGUGUUUUGAAAUGACACAAUACUUCAUGGAUGUGCUAGAUUGUGCACGGUACGCACAUUUACCUGUGGGCAACUUUACUGGUGACCACUCAAUCGCUAUUUUAGACACGUUGUACUCUCGUAUCUUGACUAAGCACAAGCAUUUGUGGUGGCACUCGUCAACGUCGUUGCCAGAUCUUGGUGGCAAGGAGCAGGAGCAACAAUUUCAGCAACUUUUCAGUCAAUCCCUGCUUGGUUCAUCCUCAACGAGCAACGAUGCAGUUUUUCGACACCAAGUCGAUACAUCUGCUGUCGUAUGCGAGAAGGGAUCAUUCGUCGAUGUUUGCGUCGAGCUCGAAUUAGAUGGUCUUGCUGUCAAUGCGAUUCUCGUCGCGUCUCAGAUUCACAGCAUCGAAGGCUUGGGAGUUGCACAUCAGAUGGAGAUUGAUUUUGACGGCAACGGUGAGGGAGAAUCUACCAAGGCAGAAGGUCUCACCCCCGCCGUAGCGGAAGGUGAUGCCGAGCAGAACUGUCACGAAGCGUUUCGCCUCCUCCGUGCUAUGGUAAUAACGCUUUUUAAGGACUUCUUGGCCACCCGCAACAAGUUCGCUGAUCACGUGCUGCAGCAGUUCUACCGCUGGUUGUGCUCGCCAAACUCUCUGAGCUACGACCCCGCGCUACACGCAAUGGUGAAGCGUCUUAUGGAAAAAUUGUACUUACAGCUUCUUGCAGAGUUCCGUCGCCUGGGAUCACAAAUCGUCUAUGCUGACUUCAGCAAGAUCAUCAUAUGCACUAAGAAAAAGUCGGUGCGUGACGCGCAGAUCUCCCUUAAUUUUAUCUUGCAGACCGUGCUGUCCAACGAGCUGUUCCAGGUGCUCCAUUUUACGACAAAGAAGUAUUUCUCGAAUUUGUUAUUUAUGGAUGCGGAAAAUUACGGUUGCAUUCUGCUAAAAAAGGUGGGACUAGAAGGCAUCCAAGAGGAGGAGAGUGAUCAUAAUAUGGAUAGCAGUGACGACAAACCCUUGGAGAUCGUUUCUCAUUGGAACAUCGCAAAUUAUUUGCCUCGCGGUGUCGACGAGUACUUCCUCAUCUUGGUAGGUCAGUUUAUUCGUCGACGAGCAGAGUUUCAACAGCGCGAACAUCAACGGAUUGCAAACGGAGACGACGCCAAGCAUGACGCUACCGACGAUGUCGAUGAGCAGCUUGUUGAUGAGGACGAGAAGCAGUGUAGUCCGCUAGCCAAGUACUCACAACGGCUGAUAUCGUCGUAUUUUUCGGACAAGUUGCUGCGUUUAGUUCCGGAAAUUUUAACGUACAACAUGGAUCGAGACAGCUUUCCAGUGUUUGCUGGAUCACAUCUGCGAAUGGAAUCACCCGCGUUUGAGCUAGUGAAGUUCGUGACUUCCGUGUUUCUGCUAGAACCGAGCAUCGAAGCUCAAGUUGGCAAGAUGAGACGCACCCUGCUGAAAUUGCUACGUAAGAGCGAGUUUACCGAUGAGUCUCAAUUUCGCAACCCGUCGCUAUCGUUCACGGUACAGGAUGUCAUCUGUCUGUGUUGCAACCUGUGCCGAUCGAUUGAUCUGUGCCGUGACCCGCAGCUUUUCAAAAGUAGUGGGUCGCACCCGGACGAAGAUGACGCAGAUCUGGAAAAUAAAGACGAUUCAGAUACUUCCUUUGCAUGGCACUGCCCUCGAUGCUUUGCGUUGUACGACAAGACCGCAUUCGAAAUGCGACUAGUGGAGACGGUGCAAGCUCAGUCAGUGGCGUACCAACUUCAGGACUUGUACUGUCGCAAAUGUCGUUUGCCAGCUGAGCACAAAAUGCGCGAGUACUGCCCGUGUUCAGGGACGUACGCAUUGAUGCCUGGGGUGCGUGAAUCGUUGUUGGAGACGUUGCGUCUGCUGCACCGCGUCGCACAACAACAUAACUUCGAGUGGCUUUUAGAGACUGUUCAGCGCCUGGAGCGUGAAGUUGCGCAGCCAAGCCGGUAA